CACUGCCCGAUACGUUGUCGAUUAACGUGAAUACAACUGUAUUUCUGUUUGUUUGAGGUCGAUGCAGGGACAUGCUGGCAACUCUUCUGCGAAGAAAGAAACUGCAGAGGAGAGAGGCUCGUAUAACAUGUUCGACAUUAGCAGUUUCACCUGCCUAGAUUUAACUCAGAUAAAGAAGAAAUGAGGUGAACUUAUCGCAGACAGUUCCUCGGACAGUUUACAAUGAAGUACAAACAGCGCCUGGUACUAAUGACAGUAGCGUCCUUGACGAUCGUGAUAGUGGCGCUUUACAAACUCUACCAGAAAGAAAAUGUGACAGAAAUGAUAGGCAACCUUCCCAACUUCCGGUUUGCUGGAAUAGGGGGUGCCCUAAAGUUUACAGGAGCCUGUGCUGGUACAACUAUGACCUCAGAUUGGAUGGUAGAGGAAAUUUAUGACGACAUGAACUUUACAACCAAUCCCAGAAAAGAGGGUGGUUUGUAUGUUCUUCACGAGAAGAACGAAAAAUACAGAAGGAAUCUGAAAAGUGGUAAAGAACCCCUGCAGAUAAUCGUGGUCCCCCACUCCCAUAACGACCCGGGCUGGCUUUGGACAUUGGAGACGUACUACACUGUUAGGACAAGAAGUAUCCUUACAAACACUGUUCUCUUUCUAGAGAAAUUCCCAGACUUUAGAAUGAUUUGGUCAGAGACUGUUUUUCUAGAUAUAUGGUGGAAAGAGAGCCCCACUGAUAUGCAGAACAAGUUUAAGGACCUUGUUAAACAAGGCAGGAUAGAAAUUCUGUCUGGGGGUUGGGUAUCAGUAGACGAGGCCAACACACUUUACAGUGCGGUUAUCGAUCAGCUGGUGGAAGGUCAUUUAUGGAUCAAAGAUACCUUGGGAGUCACCCCAAAUAUCAGUUGGUCUAUCGAUCCAUUUGGUUAUUCUACAAGUUUACCUUAUUUAUGGUACAAGUCUGGUAUGUCGGACAUGACUGUAUUACGUGUUCAUGGUGCACUUAAGCAGUACAUGGGUCACCGUCACAUUAUGACAUUCAAUUGGCGUCAGCCUUGGGACAUGGCGGGAAAAAAUGACAUACUGUGUCACGUGGAACCUUACACGCUGUACGGCAUCGAAUAUAGCUGUGGACCUGACCAGGAAGUAUGUGCUGUGAUGGACUUCGGUCGUCGGGCUGGCCUUCCUGAUGAUAAGGAACAACCAAUUCCUAUCGGCAAUGGCGCCAGACAAGCCAGAAAUCUUCACGAGUAUGCCACAAUGGUCGCUGAGCAGUACCGUCAAAAGGCAGACCAUUACAAACAUAAUGUGCUGCUUAUGCCACACGGAGACGAUUUCAGAUAUAUAAUGGAUUACGAAUUCGAGACAAACUACGUUAAUAUGAAGAAAUUAAUGGACCAUAUAAAUUCUAGAAAAGAGUUGAACAUUCGAAUGCGUUUUGGAACUGUGGGUGAUUAUUUUAACGAGUUGCACAAAAGUAUCGCUAAAUCGGGUGAACCAGAUAUGUCUUUAAGUGGAGACUUUUUCACUUACACGGAUCGCGAUGAUGAGUAUUGGAGUGGAUACUACACAUCCAGACCGUUUGAUAAACGGAUGAUAAGAUAUCUGUUAGAAGUAUUAAAAACAGCGGAGAUGUUGACGACGUUUUCUGUUUAUCGUGCGCAACAACAGGGUUAUGUUUUUAAAAAUGUUCAAAAGGUAUUGAGAGAUCUGCAGGAGGCUAGACGCACCCAUGGCUUAGUGCAGCAUCAUGACGCUAUAACAGGAACUUCUGCGCAUCCGACAGUCGUGGAUUUUGAGAACAGAAUCACGGCUGCCAUUACUUUGCUACAGGGUGUUAUUUCAAGAGACAUUGAGAGCCUUUUGCUAAAAGAGGCUGCAAACACAAAUAUCAAUAUAGUACCAAUUCAUGUCCAACCCAAACCUGACGCUCCUCUUGAGAGACGUGUUAUAGCAGUAUCUGAGUCUGGGACCCAGGUUAUCUUCACUAACUCGUACACACAGCGGCGCAAGGAAUAUGUUAGCCUUAUCGUUAAUUCUAUGAUGGUCCAAGUUCUAGAUCAGCAUGGCAAUGAAGUACAAGUGCAGAUCAAUCCCUGCUGGGAGAGUCAGAAAAAUAUAGCCAAAGCAAUCUUUGAAGUUGUAUUCCCGGUAGAGAUACCUGCAAUGUCGUUCGUAAUAUUUGUUUUCAAACGAUCACAAAAGAGUAAACCUCAAUUUUCAAGAGUCAGCAUUCUGAACGGAAAAGCAAAUUCUCCUUUACCAAAUGUUUUCAACCCAACAGCAUUAGAUUUAGACCAAAGCGAAUUUAAAGUGGAUACUCAGAAGUUAAAAGUCACGUUCUCGGACAAAGGUAUGUUAAAAUCUGUGUGUCGAAAGAAGGGAGGGCAGGAGCGCUGUACCGACACUAGCGUUAGAUGGCAUUGGUACAAGGGUGUGAAUAGCAAUGCCUACUGUUUUGGGACUGACGGGACAGUGACGAGAUUGUUCGAAAAGAAUGUUUUUGUGAGGGUAAUAUCAGGGAAAUAUAGUACCACGGUGAUUAUCAACCAUGCUUUGUUGCAGCACACCACUACUAUAUACAACACUAGUGACCUUCACGGACGCUAUGUGUACAUAGAAAACGUGGCGACAUUGCUGCUGGCAGAGGACAGAGAUAAAGAGCUAUUUAUGGAGCUGCAAACUUCUAUCAGAAAUCCAUACAUGCAGUUUUAUACCGACUCCAAUUCAUUUCAACUGAUCAGCAGACAAACCCGAAAUAAUUAUCCCAUGGCUGCCAACUUAUUCCCAAUAACCUCUAUGGCGGUCUUGCAGGAUUCUAAAUCGAGGUUGACAGUACAUGUCGCCCAACCUUUGGGUGUAGGGAGUUUUAAAUCCGGUUCCUUGGAAUUUUUAAUUGAUCGUGUUCCAACCUCCUCUGGUAAAGGAUUAGAGGAGCCUGUCACAGACAAUAAACCAACUGUUAGUAAAUUUAUAUUACAUAUAGAGGACUUCAAUACGGAGACUGAGAUAUUCAAAAAUCACCGGAAGAGGAUGGCACAUCCGUCGACAGAAAGUUUCCUCAUAAAUGAUUUCAUGCAGCACCCUCUACUUCCGUUUGUUGCGAGCAGGAAAUACGAGUUGAAGGAAUUUAGAUUUUUAAAGUCAGGCUUGCCAUGUGAUAUGGUCAUAGCCAACUUAAAGACUUUUAUUUCUGAACAACAAGAACUGUUAGGUACUGGUAUAACAUUACAUCAACGUCAGACGUCGUGUAAGAUAACAAGUGAUAGUUCAAUGUGUUCCUCUGGAGUGUCUAAACUCAGGUUAUUUGACUUUUUCACUGACCUCAAAGUCAAGGAAAUAAGAAAAAUGUCGUUGACCUAUUUACACGAGAAAGAGAAACUCUCGCAGACAUCUGAAGUGACAAUUGAUAGUAUGGAAAUAGAGUCUUAUAAAAUUCAGUGGUCAUGAUAGUGGAUCUUAUAGUGUCUUACAAUGUAUUUUCUUUUAUACACAUCUGUUCUUGAUAUUCGCCUUUUAAUUUAUUUCAUAGUCAUGUUCAUUGUUCAUUGAAUGUACAUUCCUAAUUUCGUUUCAUACACUUGUUAAUAAAGAUGAUGUUGCUAGUCAGUCUCCCCUUGAGGAUCGGAUUGUUAGACAUCCGAUUGGUAUCCAGAUGCAAGGGCUAGCUGCAGCAACAGUAGUCCUCGGUAGACAACCAG
Messenger RNA from Saccostrea echinata, 3695 nucleotides. Its product is annotated as alpha-mannosidase 2-like. Gene Ontology annotation, biological process: mannose metabolic process; N-glycan processing; protein deglycosylation. The transcript is spliced from 3 exons. Gene Ontology annotation, cellular component: Golgi membrane. Bases 223 to 3444 code for a protein of 1073 amino acids. Gene Ontology annotation, molecular function: alpha-mannosidase activity; carbohydrate binding. Lineage: Eukaryota; Metazoa; Mollusca; Bivalvia; Ostreida; Ostreidae. The record is from RefSeq and is a predicted model, not a curated record.